AUGUGGGGAAAAGGAAAAAGAUUAGAAAUCCAUAACAACCCCUUGAACCGUUCAGCCAUUGUAAGGAUUCAAAGUGACUACCUCAGAUCAAAGAUACUGGAAAAGUGCAUUUGGUAUGUAGGUGACUCGAUGUUCCAUACAGCGCAAUGGUCUUCUGAUCAUUCCAUGUCCACCCCUCCACUGAAAGCGAUCAAAAUCUGGGCUCACCUCACUGGUGUGCCGUUAGACCUGCGCUAUGAUGAAGGCCUAAGUCUAGUAGCAGGGCUGGUGGGAGAGCCGAAAGAGACUGAUGAUUUUACAAAAAAUCUGGUUAGUUUGACAGUCUCACAUGUAAAAGUGGAGGUUGACUUAACCAAACCGUUACCUGAUGUGGUUGAAUUCGAACGUCAGAAUGGCGAGGUUGUCGAAGUCAUGGUACAUUAUCCUUGGGUCCCCCCUACGUGCUCCCACUGUCAUGAGCUUGGCCAUAUAAUAAAGAACUGCCUCCACUAUACUCCUCCUCCAAAGGCUGCUCCUGAACCGCCUUCUGGAGCAAAGAAACAAGAUGUAAAAAGGCAGCGAAAGUACCAGCCCAAAGCCAAGCUUUCGGAGCAAGGCUCUGCUGUCACCCCUUCCCCAACCCCUACUGUUUUUCCACCUGAUCUUGUCUCUCACUUUGAAGCAGCUCUCCCUGUUUCGAAACUGGCUCCUUCUGUUGCCAUUGUUGCUGAUACUAUGUCUCCCUUACCGGCUUCAUCCUCUCUUGUUCGUUCCUCCUCCAACGCCUCACCUGUGUUUUCCUCCCCUGACCCUCCCCCUAGACCUUCUCUAAAGAGCUUGACUUGUCUCCUAGCUCUCCCAAAUUCUCGACCAGUCUACUACACUGCUGUCUACGCCUCGAAUCUCAGCUCUGAACGUGUUGAUCUAUUGGCUGACCUUAUCAACCUCCACUCUAUGCUCAAUCUAGAUGGCAACCCGUGGAUCUUAGGAGGUGAUUUUAAUCAAAUCAUCUCCCCAAUAGAACACUCCAGCAUGGAUGUAAACACCACUGAUAAUCUCAUGUACCAACUUCGUGACUGUUUCCUUCAGCUUGGUGUAUUUGAUCUGUGGUACCUGGGCCCUCAACACACCUGGACAAACAAUCGUCCAGAGGACCCAAUUGCCAAAAAGCUCGAUAGGUUGCUAGUAAACAGCUCCAUGGUCGCCUCUCUCCCACACGCCCUUGCUACCUACCUCCCUCCCCUUAUCUCAGACCACACCCCUUGCUUGAUUGACUUAGCCUACCAACUUCCCCAAGCUGGUACUAAACCUUUCAAGUUACAAAACUAUCUCACCAAACACCCGAGCUUUGCUCAGCAUGUCUAUGAUGCCUGGUUGCGCGCCGGAAGUGAAUGCCUGACUCUCACUCAAUUGUGUUGGAAACUGAAAGUGAUAAAGAGGGAUCUCAAACAACUAAACAGAGAGAACUAUUCUAAAAUUCAAGAGAGAGUUUCAGAGACUUACAGUUUGUUACAACAUGUGCAGGUACAAGCUCUUCAAAACCCAUCAACUACUACCUUUGAAGCGGAAAGGGACUUGCACCAACGAUGGUUGUUCUUGAGGGAGAUUGAAGAGAGCUACUUCAGACAAAAGUCUAGAAUAAACUG
This is a messenger RNA of Brassica oleracea var. oleracea, 1625 nucleotides long. RefSeq lists its product as uncharacterized. The record is from RefSeq and is a predicted model, not a curated record. NCBI's taxonomy places the organism in Eukaryota, Viridiplantae, Streptophyta, Magnoliopsida, Brassicales, Brassicaceae. The transcript is spliced from 2 exons. The annotation marks the transcript as partial. Gene Ontology annotation, molecular function: catalytic activity.